AUGUAUUCACGCGUGAAUAUCGUAAAUAUGUCUGAGAAGUUAAAACUUAAAAACUUAAAAAAACCGAAAACAUGUUCACCACCAGGAGCUACCCGGACAUGUGGACAAUUCACUGCAAGUGAUCAAUUUGCUAAAAAGUCCCUAGACGAGUGGAAACCAAUGGUUUCCUCGGGAAGGCGCGAAAUAUGCGAAGCUGGAGAACUAGGAUUGGUUGUGAGUCUUGAUGGUCCUGUUCGUUGA
This is a messenger RNA of Strongyloides ratti, 240 nucleotides long. RefSeq lists its product as hypothetical. The coding region runs from base 1 to 240 and encodes 79 amino acids. The record is from RefSeq and is a predicted model, not a curated record. The transcript has 3 exons. NCBI's taxonomy places the organism in Eukaryota, Metazoa, Nematoda, Chromadorea, Rhabditida, Strongyloididae.